Messenger RNA from Malassezia vespertilionis, 1173 nucleotides. RefSeq lists its product as uncharacterized. Bases 1 to 1173 code for a protein of 390 amino acids. Gene Ontology annotation, molecular function: phosphatidylinositol binding. The record is from RefSeq and is a predicted model, not a curated record. Lineage: Eukaryota; Fungi; Basidiomycota; Malasseziomycetes; Malasseziales; Malasseziaceae. The transcript has a single exon.
AUGGUGUGGCGCGACUUCAAAGAAAAGGCAGCCUCUUCUGCCAAGAAAUUCGAGACUACGGCUUGGAAAGUUAUGGACCCCGUGGGGCAGUUUUCGAACCGAGUCGCAGGGGCACUCGGUGCAGAGGCAUUUUACCCCACAAGCAUGGACAAGGAAAUCGACAAGUGCGCACGGAUCAUCGCGACAUUUACGCGGUAUGGAGCACCGACGCAAGAAGCAACAAAUUUAGCAGAGCCAGCGCACACUAGUGAGAUGUCAACAUAUAAUGUCCAAGAUCCUCAUGCUAGUCGCAAAUCGCAACGCAUGCUUUACACCAUCCCACCCCGCGUGCUACAGCAGGCAAAAGGCGUCGCAAUAUUCACCACGUUCCGUAUGGGUCUCUGGCUUUCUGGCUCGGGUGGAUCCGGUGUUGUACUUACCAAGGAUGAAAAUGGUAAUUGGGGCGCACCGUCCGGUCUUUUGGUUCACACAGCUGGAAUUGGACUGGUAGCAGGCGCCGAUAUUUACGAUAUCGUAAUUGUUCUGCGAAACGAGGGUGCAGUGAACGCAUUCAAGCGCCCAAAACUUAGUCUAGGUGGGGAGCUCAGUGUUGCUCUUGGACCUGUAGGAAACGGGGUUUCGGUCGAUGCCGCAUGGGAAGGCGCGCCAAGCUUUGCUUACGUGAAGAGCAAGGGUCUCUACUUUGGUCUCCAGCUGGACGGCACGAUUCUCUUGUCGCGCACGGAUGAGAAUGCGCGAUUCUACAACUAUCCAGGCUUAGAGACGGCAUCGUUGCUGGAGAACAAAGUGCCGCAGCACCAACUGCCCCGUGCAUGCAUACCCUUGUGGCAGGCGCUCCAUGCUGCGGACGGAAGUGCAAGGCAUGUACCUGGGGACGAAGCGGUGCACGAUGCAGGCGUAUUGACGGAUGCAGAUGUAGAGGAGCUGCACCAAGAGGCCGUGCAGCGUGGUGCGGUCGGCAAAGAUGAAAAAGACGCGAUGGUCACUGCGGAGGGCCUGCGAGACGAGAAACAGUCUCAGUCCCGCGCACAGAACGUGUACGCUCUUCCUCCGCCGCGACAUCCGUCUUAUGCACCGCAAGCACCGCAGCGCGCUUCUGAGCACAUGUCAAGUUGGACGUGUGUGGCACCACCCAAUGCUGCAAGCAAUGAACCCGCUCCGCCACGUUGGUAG